CAUCAUGAUUUUCAUUGUGGGAAUAUAUUAAGCACUUUUCAUAAUGCUUGUAUUACUGAUUUGGGAUUAUGUCAACCAGCGAAUGCUAAAUCCUCUCAAAAUAAUAAUAAAAAAAUAUAUGGAGUGUUACCUUAUGUAGCUCCAGAAGUUUUAAAAGGAAAAGAAUACACUCAAGCAAGUGAUAUUUAUGGAUACGGAAUUAUUGCAUAUGAAAUUUGUACAGGUUUCCCUCCUUAUUAUGAUAUAGCUCAUGAUGAAUUCUUAGCUAUGAAAAUUUGUAAUGGGUUGAGACCAAAAUGUGAUUAUAAAAUCCCUCAACUAAUUGUUGACAUAAUUAAUCAAUGUUGGGAUGCAGACCCUUUGAAACGACCUAAUGCAGAUGAAAUAAAGGAGUUAAUGUAUAGUUUAUAUUGUGAUAUUAAUUUAGAGAAAAGGGAUUCUAUAAUUUAUUGGCAAGUUAAAAAAGCAGAUGAAAUUAAUAAAAAGUUAUCUUCAACAGUUCAAUUACCAUUAACUUCUACAAAUACACUCUCGUAUACAUCACAUUCUCAAGCAAUUUAUACAAGCAGACUUUUAGAUUAUAAAAACCUUCCAGAACCAAAAAAUGUUGAUAAUAGUAACGGAAUAGAAUAUUCAGGUAAUUAGAAUCUAUAAAAGUUGAUUUUACCAAACUCAAUAUCAAUUCCAAAGAUUGCGCUUAAAUUCUUUAUUUACAUAGUUAAUAUUAUGAACGUAAUUAAAUGAAUAUUAAAAUGAUGUAAAAG
Messenger RNA from Rhizophagus irregularis DAOM 181602=DAOM 197198, 764 nucleotides. NCBI's taxonomy places the organism in Eukaryota, Fungi, Glomeromycota, Glomeromycetes, Glomerales, Glomeraceae. The record is from RefSeq and is a predicted model, not a curated record.